Molecule: messenger RNA, 1314 nt
Organism: Pogona vitticeps (central bearded dragon)
Lineage: Eukaryota; Metazoa; Chordata; Lepidosauria; Squamata; Agamidae
Gene: SNTB2
Product: syntrophin beta 2
Cellular component (GO): intracellular anatomical structure; synapse; dystrophin-associated glycoprotein complex
Molecular function (GO): structural molecule activity; protein binding
Source: RefSeq, a predicted model, not a curated record
CCUCCGCCGUCCGGGGUGCGGAGGGUGCGGGUGGUGAAGGCGGAGGCCGGCGGGCUGGGCAUCAGCAUCAAGGGCGGGCGGGAGAACCGCAUGCCGGUCCUCAUCUCGCGCAUCUUCCCGGGGCUGGCGGCCGAGCGGUGCGGGGCCCUCCGGCUGGGCGACGCCAUCCUCGCCGUCAACGGCCUCGACCUCCGCGACGCCACCCACGACCAGGCCGUGCAGGCCCUCAAGCGGGCCGGGCGGGAGGUCCUCCUCGAAGUGAAAUAUAUGAAGGAAGCAAGCCCUUACAUCAAGAAGCCGUCGCUGGUGUCCGACUUGCCUUGGGAUGGGGCGGCUCCCCAGUCGCCCAGUCUUAGCAGCAGUGAAGACUCUGGCUCCCCCAAACACCACAGUCCCACCAAGGACCGGAAGGUGAUCCCUCUGAAGAUGUGCUAUGCAGCAAGAAACCUAAGCGUGCCGGACCUGGAGAACAGGUUGAUCGAGCUGCACUCCCCAGACGGCAGGAACACCCUCAUCCUGCGUUGCAAGGACACGGCCACGGCACAUUCCUGGUUCAUGGCCAUCCACACCAACAUCAUGGCUCUCCUCCCCCAGGUCCUGGCAGAGCUGAACGCCAUGCUGGCCGCGGGCAACACCCCUGGGAGUAGCAAGGAGGUCAAGCACAUUGCAUGGCUGGCAGAGCAGGCCAGGCUGGAUGGAGGGCGGCAGCAGUGGCGUCCUUCCCUCUUGGCCGUGACAGAGAAGGACCUCCUCCUCUACGACAGCAUGCCAUGGACAAGAGACGCCUGGGCAUCUCCGUGCUACAGCUACCCGCUUGUCGCCACCAGGCUGGUACACUCCGGCUCAGGCCACAGGUCCCCCUGCAUGGGAUCGGACCUCGCGUUUGCCACGCGGACCGGCUCUCGGCAGGGCAUCGAGAUGCACGUCUUCCGCGUGGAGACCCACCGGGAUCUCUCCUCCUGGACCCGGAUCCUGGUGCAAGGCUGCCAUGCUGCUGCAGAGCUGGUCAAGGAGGUGUCCGUAGGCUGCGUCUGGAACAACCAGGAGGUCCGGCUCACGAUACACUACGAGAACGGUUUCACCCUUUCCAGGGAGGAAGCGGGUUCCUCUGGUGUCCUUUUCCGGUACCCUUUUGAGAAACUGAAAAUGUCUGCGGACGAUGGGAUCCGGAACCUCUAUUUGGAUUUUGGAGGGCCAGAAGGGGAGCUGACCCUGGAGCUACACUCCUGCCCGAAACCCAUCGUCUUUGUGUUGCACACGUUCCUCUCGGCCAAAGUGACCCGCCUGGGCCUGCUCGUCUAGGAGCCGCGGAGG